Molecule: messenger RNA, 2463 nt
Organism: Empidonax traillii (willow flycatcher)
Lineage: Eukaryota; Metazoa; Chordata; Aves; Passeriformes; Tyrannidae
Gene: SEC14L5
Product: SEC14 like lipid binding 5
Exons: 17
Coding region: 174-2282 (702 amino acids)
Cellular component (GO): cytoplasm
Source: RefSeq, a predicted model, not a curated record
GGCCGGGCUGGGGCGGCACCGCCGGGAGGGAGAGGAACCGGGCGAGGAGGAAGGAAUAAUGGCAGGAGUCCCUGGUGCCUUGAGGAGCAGAAUGACUGUCUUGCAUCUCUGUUUUGAGGAGAGGGCAUAGAAGCUCUGCUGCCACUGCGCUCUCCCGAGGUGUGUGGUUAAAAAUGGUGCAGAAAUACCAGUCCCCAGUUCGAGUCUACAAAUACCCCUUUGAGCUCGUCAUGGCAGCGUACGAGAAGCGCUUCCCUACGUGUCCAGAGAUCCCAGUGUUCCUGGGGAGUGAAAUCCUGCACGAAUCCAGGAGCGAGGACGGGGCUAUUCACGUCAUCGAGCGGAGCUGCAAACUGAACGUGGACGCUCCCAGGCUGCUGAAGAAGAUUGCAGGGGUGGAGCAUGUCUUCUUCAUCCAGAGGAACACCGUGAACUGGAGGGAGCGAACCCUCCGCAUCGAGGCCCACAACGAGACCUUCGCCAACCGCGUCGUGGUGCGGGAGACCUGCAGCUACUCAGUGCACCCUGAGAACGAGGAGUGGACGUGCUUCGAGCAGUCGGCGUCUCUCGACAUCAAGUCCUUCUUUGGCUUCGAGAGCACGGUGGAGAAAAUCGCCAUGAAGCAGUACACCUCCAACAUCAAACGGGGCAAGGAGGUGAUUGAGCACUACCUGAAGGAGCUGAUCUCCCAGGGGAUCACGUUCAUCCCACGCUGGAGCCCUCCGGCCGGGAGCGGGCAGGAUGAGCCGAGCCCGGCUCUGGAACACGAGGCUGGUGACAUCCCACUGGAUUCUGGGGCUCCUGGGUCCCCCUGCCCUUCUGCAGAGGCUGCCAGCCCUGAUGCUGACAAGCUGGACGCCGAUUACAUCGAGCGCUACCUGGGCCAGCUGACGCCCCUGCAGGAGAGCUGCCUGAUCCGCCUGCGCCAGUGGCUGCAGGAGACACACAAGGGCAAGAUCCCCAAGGACGAGCACAUCCUGCGCUUCCUGCGCGCUCGCGACUUCAACAUCGACAAGGCCCGGGAGAUGCUGUGCCAGUCGCUGGCGUGGCGCAAGCAGUACCAGGUGGAUUAUAUCCUGCAGUCCUGGAGGCCCCCUGCCCUCCUGCAGGAGUACUACACGGGGGGGUGGCACUACCAGGACAAAGAUGGGCGGCCGCUCUACAUCCUCCGCCUCGGCCAGAUGGACACCAAGGGUUUGGUGAAAGCUCUGGGAGAGGAGUCCCUGCUGCGACACGUUCUGUCCAUUAACGAGGAAGGGCAAAAGAGAUGUGAGGAAAACACCAACAUCUUUGGCCGCCCCAUCACAUCCUGGACGUGCCUGGUGGACUUGGAAGGGCUCAACAUGCGUCACCUGUGGCGGCCUGGGGUGAAGGCCCUGCUCCGGAUCAUCGAGGUGGUGGAGGACAAUUACCCCGAAACCCUGGGCAGGCUCCUCAUCGUGAGAGCACCCCGGGUGUUCCCUGUGCUCUGGACCCUGGUCAGUCCCUUUAUCAAUGAGAACACACGGCAGAAGUUCCUCAUUUACAGUGGGAAUAACUACCAGGGCUCAGGAGGGCUGGUGGACUAUGUGGAUAAAGAGGUGAUCCCAGACUUCCUGGGAGGAGACUGCAUGUGCACUGUCCCAGAAGGUGGCCUUGUCCCCAAGUCACUGUACCAAACCGAGGACGAGCCAGAGAACGCUGAUCACAUCCGGCUGUGGACAGAAACCAUUUACCACUCUGCAAGUGUGCUCAGAGGAGCUCCACACGAGAUAGUCGUGGAGAUUCUGGAAGGGGAAUCCGUCAUCACCUGGGACUUCGACAUCCUGAAGGGGGACGUGGUGUUCAGCCUCUUCCACUCCAAACGAGCUCCUGAGCCAAGUUGUCACAAGGAAUCCACGUUACCAGGUCCCUGUGCUGGGGACAACGUGCAGCUCAUCGACAGGACCUGGGUGCUGGGCGUGGAUUUCAGCCGCGUGGAAUCCCCGCUGGUCUGCCGGGAAGGGGAGAGCAUCCAGGGGUCGCACGUGACGCGCUGGCCGGGGUUUUACAUCCUGCAGUGGAAGAUGCACGGGCCGCCCCCCUGCUCCGGCUCCAGCCUGCCCCGCGUGGACGAUGUCCUGGCCUCCCUGCAGGGCUCCGGCCACAAGUGCAAACUCAUCUACUUCUACGAGGUGUUGGCCUCCAAGGACUUCAGGGGAUCCAUGUCCAGCCUGGAAUCUUGCAACAGCGGCUUCUCCCAGCUGAGUGGAGUCACGACAUCCUCCAGCCAGUCCCAGAGCAGCUCCCACCUUUCCAGAUAGCAGAGCCAAGGCUGCAGGGAGAGACCACCUGGGGCUUCCCGGCCCCGCAGCUGCUCCGAGCCCCAAACCAAAGAGCCCCAGGGCUGAGCCUUGGGCAGUUGUGUGGCAGCCACUGGGACACAGAGAGGCCUCUGGGAGCUGCUCAAACCACGAGACCUGGAAUUCCACUGGCAGAUGUGGA